GAGAUGUAAUUUGCGGGCGCAAUUUGAAACGCAUGUGAGCAGUAAUGAGAAUUUUAGAAGAAUUUGUGUAUGUGAUCUGUUAUUUGUCGUCUUACCUGACUUGGAAUGGAGACUAUAGUGAAGUUGAUAGGUGGUCUCAUUCCGGACGAUCUUUUAUCUUUUUUACCAAAAGAAGUACACCCUUCCACUGUUUACCUGCUUCGUGUGGCACUUAAUCAUCAGAAUAGUGGCUAUGUAGAUGCUGUUCUGGAUUUCACCUGGGAACAACUGAAUACUGGACAUUGGUGUAAUGUUCCUGUGUGGUUGAGGCAAGUUUACACUGUUGCAGCCCUCAUCAAGGUCAAACUUUCUUUAUCUGAAAUGCAAGAUCAGCCGUCAGAAGAGACUAUAAUGCAUCAGAAUGUGAUGGAGAUAUUGGACAUGGGGUUGCUGCUUGGAGCACCACUUGCAGCACCUGCCCCUGAUCUAUCUGAUCUUGCCCGUAUUCUCUCUGAAAAUAUUUCAAAAGAUGUGGAUAUGAAACCUCUAGCAGUAUCAGAAUUCAAAAGGCAGAGAUUGUUAGCCUCAGAUAUCAGUGGCAUUCAUGGUACACCAGUACCAACAGUGGAAUGUCCAUCACUUGAAAGUUUCUACGCCAUGUAUUUUAAACCACUUGUACCAGUUAAGAUUACAGGUUGCAUGUCCCAUUGGCCAGCUAUGGAGCGAUGGACUGACUUCACUUAUCUCCAAGCUAAAGCUGGUGCCCGCACUGUUCCUGUGGAAUUAGGUCCUCACUACUUGCAUCCUGACUGGAGUCAAAAGCUGAUGACAGUUGGCACAUUUAUUAAGGACUAUGUAAGAAAUCCAGAAUCAGGAAAAGAUGUGGGUUAUCUUGCUCAGCAUCCUCUUUUUGAUCAGAUCCCAGAGCUUAAAGAUGACAUUAGAAUACCAGAUUACUGCUGCCUUAGUUCCGAGGACAAAAAUGAAGAACAGAGUGAAGAUCCAGACAUCAAUGCUUGGUUUGGGCCUCAGGGUACUGUUACACCAUUGCAUUAUGACCCAAAACAUAACUUAUUAGCACAGGUUAUAGGUGAAAAAAGAGUACUUCUUUAUUCACCAACUGAUUCGGAUGUCUUAUAUCCUCCAAAAAGUGGCUUGGUUACUAACACAGCCCAAGUAGACCCAGAAGCACCUGAUUAUGAAAGUUUCCCUUUGUACAAAGAAAUCUCAGCAAUGGAAACUGUGCUCUUGCCAGGAGAGAUGCUGUACAUUCCACCUGGAUGGUGGCACCAUGUAAGAGCUUUAUCUACCAGUUUCUCUGUUAGUUUCUGGUGGAUGUGAAAUUAAACAACAAAUAAGCAAAAUCUGAAGAAAGAUAAUGCAAAGAAUUGUUGGAUAAAUGUGUUUGUUUAAAGAUCACAAAACAGAUAAUUUACCAGUGUGAUGAAGCAGAGCUACUAUUUUGUGAAGUAUUAUUAUAACUAAAGCACCUAAAUUCGUAUAUAAUCAAAAUUAUAAGCAUAAAUUCUAAUGUGAAAAUGAAAUAACUCAUUCAUAAUCCAGAAUUUGAGUACCGGAUGUAAAAAUUAGAAAAUUAAAAGUUCAGUGAUGGCACAUUCAAGAAUUGUGAGAUUUUAUUGGGUUUAAGGUAGAGAUUUGAUAAUCCAGAGGUUUUGUGUUUUAUCUUUGAUCCCCAGUUGCUACUAGAAUUUUAUUCUGGCAGUUAAUGUCACAUUUGUAACCAACACACUUAGUGUUCAUUAAAAAGACUGUGUCAGCUGUGUUUGCAGUUAAAUUACACAUUCACCAUUAUUAAUGUCCUUCGUGCAUUGUUUGGCUGAUUCUGUUUUGCAUCAGAUGGCGACAUAAGUAUGCCACCUUCAAAAUGUUGUUAAGCAUUGUGGAGUUUUCAGAUUAAUAUCAUUACUUUUAUGAUUUGUUGUGGAAACCUCAGUAUUGGUCUGCUUGGAUUCGGAUGAUGAACACUAUCAUUAUUAGAGAAACAAAAAAGCAGAAUUUUUAGACAAUUUUUUCAGGUGGAAAAAAUGACAAUGUUCUAUUUAAUUUUGAUAAAGGAUGUGAUUUAAGGUGUAUUUACCAUUUUUAUGCUUUCCUGUAAUGUUUUUCAAUGUCUGUUCUGCAUGAUUUAUUGAGUAUAGAUAAAAAGAGAUGUACUAUGUUGCUGAAAUUAGUAAUUUUAACUAAGUGUGCUAAAAUGCUGCAAAAAUGAAAUUUAAAGUGUUAUCCUGAUACCCAGCAGUGCCUUUUAAUAGAAUACAACCUAUGCUCAAUAAAUAUGGUGAAGAAUUUGCAGGAAAUAUGGUAUGUUUGUGAGCUAAAUAUGCAUAUUGGGCAAAGGCAAUGUGUGAGAUGAGCUUGUGUUAAGCAUCCAUAUGGUUUUGGAUUGAAGCAUUGUCCUUAUUGGUGUUUCAUCCAAGGCAAGAAGAGUAAGUAUUUAGCAGGGGAAAGCAUUCAAAGGAAGGAUGGAGCAAAAUAACCCCUUUAAAUGCUAAGGAGCCACUGCACAGUAUGGCAGUAUAGGGCGGGCUGCGCAUCAUUAUGCAGUAUUGCCAGGAUCCAUUUGUUUAAGUACUGUGGUGCACGUCUCAUUCUCUCUAGUUUGUGGCCAAAGAUUUUCACAUAGGUAGCUGCUUUCAGUGCCCUGAAUUGGAACAUUUUACCUGUAACCUUUAAGGAUUUCAUUAACCCUGAGCAAAGCCACAUCAUGCUUUGCCUCAUCAAUUCAAAAUCGUACUUCGAGCAAUACAACUCGUCACCCAUAAAGGUCCAUUCAGAAAAGGUGGGGUCUCUAUCCACAGUUAGUGAUUUAUUUGGGAAUAAAUGUGGAACCAUAUGCUCUUUUUGGAUUUUUUAUACAAUUCAUUGUACGAUUAACAUGUUUUCGAGCCACUGCAGGCUCAUCAUCAGAUGGAUCUGUUACAAGAACAUUAUACCGUGGGCCAAGUGCAGCUAGAUGCUGGGGAAAACAGCAGAACUUUAGCUGUUGAUAGUGAAAUGUUUUUGAAAAGGAAAGGUUGUUGUUGCUAAUUUAAAUCACAGUUGCAGUUUGUCAUCCAUAAUUGAUAGAUUAAAACUGCCUCCCCCCCCCCCCCGACAGUCACUACGCAAUUCCAUCCUGCCAUGUUUCUGUUCAUGAGGUUGGAACUGCAGACAUAGUUUUAGCCUUGCCCAAUUUGUCCAUUACAAUUCUAUAAACACCUCCCAUAUUGAUGCUUCUGUAACGUCUGCCAUCAUUUCAACUGUCUGUCAAUGACCUUUAGUUGAGAUUCAGAGAAAAUUCACUGUGUUGUUACUGCAGAGCCACUAAGAAACAUUUUUCCACACAAGCGAUUAUCACUUGGUGCCACUUAUACCUGCUUCCCUCCUCCUUUUUCCUCAUACAUUUUCACUCUUGUCAGUUUCUGCACGUGCUGUAUACAAAUCUUGUACUUGGCCACCCCUAACACGUCUCAGCUUGGUGCCCCAAGCGGUUGGUCUUAAUUGUGGAAUGCCGUGUACAGAAAUGUUAGAAUUGCGAUGCCUCUGGUGCACACCAAGUGAUGGCUUUUGACACUUGGGACUUAAAUUGGCUCUGUAUCAGUGGUACAAGAAGUUGCAGGCCCAAUGGGAUGCUCCAACCAUUAUGGAAAUGCUUGUUUCACUUGUAUACAAAAGCACUAUUUCCAUGUUUCUGCUGCAGCAUAAGGUGACAGUUGCUUGCCAUUUGCCCAAGUUUGAAGCAGAAUUCCAUUUUAGAAUGUAAGUUUUUCAGGCUUGACAGUAUUACUGCACCACACCUUACUUUCACAAUGCAUACACAAAAUCUAUUUAUCUGGACAACCACACAGUUUCGCAAGCAAAUGGUGACAUGUUGACUUUGAGGUAUUUCACACCAGCAACUCGUUCAUCUUAUUUAUUCUUCAUAGGUUGUAUUUCUCAUAACACCAGAGGUGUUUUAUAAUCCUGAUAUUAAUUGUUAACCUAUUUUUGUGUAAAUAUAAAGUCAAGAAGACAAGACUUUUGUAUCUUAUUUUCUUGUU
This is a messenger RNA of Schistocerca cancellata (South American locust), 4019 nucleotides long. Its product is annotated as bifunctional peptidase and arginyl-hydroxylase JMJD5-like. The transcript has 8 exons. Gene Ontology annotation, molecular function: histone H3K36 demethylase activity. The record is from RefSeq and is a predicted model, not a curated record. Lineage: Eukaryota; Metazoa; Arthropoda; Insecta; Orthoptera; Acrididae. Bases 106 to 1320 code for a protein of 404 amino acids. Gene Ontology annotation, cellular component: nucleus.